UUCUGUGUCCUCCCCGAUGGCAGCGAGGCUGGGGCAGGUGCUGCGUGCCCUGCAGUUUGCCAUAAGCAGCGUGCGCACCCCGAACCUCUGGCAUCGGAACAAACCUCACCUUCAGCAUUAACGAGCAAGUGGGAAUGCUUAUCUUUGCCCCAAAGAUAAGGAUUUGCUUGUUUAUUUAUUCAUUUUGGGCCCCGCGAUUCAUUUAGCUUGCUUCUGAACGGUAGGAUUUAGUUAUAAUGUAUGGUCUGCAGUAGUUACGUGACAGUGACUAAUGCCUGAUGACCACUCUGGCUAGCUGGGGUGGAAAACUGCUGUGCUGUCAUGCCCUGACUAUGGAAAGGAAAGCGGUUCUGGAUGGCCCUCGCCGGUAGCGUGCUGUCAAUCAGUUUCUUAAUGACUCUUUUAAAGAAUAAAAGCAGGAACCUCCUGGAAAGCUUUUUUCGGGCUGGCCCUUCCUUGUUUCGGUUGCUGUGUCCCUCCCCUGCCCCCAGCUGCUCGCCUCGUGCUGGCUGCAGCAUUUUGCUUCCUCCUUCUCCCUCUGCUCUCAGGCGCUGUCCCUUCUCCACGCUUUAUUUCCUGCCCCUCCCGGCUGCCGCUUUCAAAAUACACCACUUAUUUUCCAAUCCAGACUAUUAAUCUUUGUCCCACCUACUCAUGAGGCAUGAAGGUUUUACAGGAGCCCAUUAGCUGUUAUCUCUAUACCUUCCCACCAAAGGCUGAUGGGGAAGAAGGAGGUCCACCAGGGAAGUGCCUUCUGGUGGGGGCACCGCUUUUUUCCUGACGUUGCCGCCGGGCUCUGUAGGUCCCAGAUUUCCUCCCUCCGUGCUGUAAAAACACCUGAAACCUCAGCGCUGAGGGGAGAGGGAAUGUUGCUUUCAGUGCCUCUCAUCCCAGCGCUGCUCCAGGAGCAGAGGGGCGGCUGCCCGCCGCCAUCCCAUCCUUCGUGCCUCGCUGGUCUCCGGCGCUCUGCAGGGUUAAUGCCUUCACGUCUCACUGCUGCCUGCCAGCUCCUGGCUGGGGUUAGGGGCAGCAGGGCCGUCCCCGUUGCCUUGGGAAGCAGCAGCGCUGCCGUGCUGUGCGGGGAGGCUGUCGGAGCCAUCACAAGGGCGAAACUCUUGAUUCUGCAGUGGAGUGUGGCAGGCUGUGCUGGGAGGGUGGGGGUGGCUGCCAGGAUGAGCUAGGCUAUAAAGGGAGUGUUUUUUCUUAGCCCUUAUCGCUGCUGGCUGUCUUGCACUGGUGCAGAUUGGUGCUGUCGUUGUGCAGUGCAGUUGUAAAGGGGCGAUUUGCACCACUACUCUUUGCUUUUAGUUUCAGAACAGGCUUUGAAGCCGAACGUUUUGGGGUAGGGAAGGGGCAGACAAGGUGUAGGUGCAGGCAUAUUCCGGGCUGGUGUUUCUGCACUGGUAUUUGGGGGGUAUUACUCCAUUUUCCUGCGCUCUCCUCCAUAUACAGGCAGAGAUGAGUGCUUCUCUCUGACCUGGCACAGGUAUCAUCUUUUGUGGUCGGUUUUUCUGUUGGUUUAUUUUGUUUUAUUCCACGUGCACGCUUGCAUCUCUUCCCCCUUACAGCCCAGGCUCCGUGUCUGUCCCGGCUCUGCAGCUCCCACCGCAUGCGCUGCCCCGGCCGAGCCCUGGGGAGCACGAGGGAGCAGCUCGAUGCAGGCAGCCUGCAAAUGCUGCCUUGUUUAUGAGAGCUGCAGACUGCAGUCUGGGGGGAGCUGGGAAAGUUUGUCUGGCUUAAAGCGCUAAAGCUGGCAAAAGAUUGUAGGGCUUGGGCUGUAAUCAAUAAAACACGGGGUGUUGGGAAGCGAAGGUCAGAGUCCUUCCUCACUUCACCCUGUUCUUUAAAUAUCUCAGCAGUUGCUGGUGGCUGCUGCAGCGCUUGGACACAGCAGAGAACAGCGCGGACCUCAGCCCUCGGAGAAUCCCAGCUCUUAUUUAUCUGGAGGCGAACCCCGCUCCCUUCUGCUCCGAGGUUUAUGAUGCUGGGGCCCCUUCCCUGGUGCAGGGGCGAGCGCACGCGGUCCCUGGCUCAAAAUGGCAUCCUCCAUCUGCUUGUCCUGGAGAUAGCCCUGCGCCCGGUGCGCUGCCGCACUCCAACUCCUCUGCCUUAAUGGGUCACAUUUAGCAAUUCAAAAUCUGGCUUGUGAGAACAGUGCCUGAAGCAGGUCCACCAUGCCGUUAGUAACGAGGAACAUUGAGCCAAGGCACCUGUGCCGUCAGACGUUGCCUAGCGUUCGAAGCGAGCUGGAAUGCAUGACCAACAUCACCCUGGCAAAUGUCAUUCGACAGCUGGGCAGCCUGAGUAAAUUUGCAGAAGACAUAUUUGGAGAGUUGUUUACUCAAGCCAACACUUUUGCCUCUCGGAUGAGCGUUCUUGUCGAGAGAGUUGACCGCUUGCAAGUCAAAGUCACUCAGCUGGAUCCCAAGGAGGAGGAAGUCUCCCUGCAAGGCAUCAACACCAGGAAGGCCUUCAAAAGCUCCACUACUCAGGACCAGAAGCUCUUCGAUAGAGAUUCUCUGCCAGUGCCUGUCCUUGAAACCUAUGGGACCUGCAAUACUCCUCCACCUCUCAACAUUCUUUCCCCUUAUAGGGACGAUGGCAAGGAGGCACUUAAAUUCUACACGGAUCCUUCCUAUUUCUUUGACCUUUGGAAAGAGAAAAUGCUCCAGGACACCAAGGAUAUUAUGAAAGAGAAGCGGAAGCACAGGAAAGAGAAAAAGGAGAAUCCGAACCGAGGAAACGUGAACCCACGGAAAAUCAAAACCCGGAAAGAAGAGUGGGAGAAGCUGAAGAUGGGACAAGAAUUUGUUGAGAUAAAGGACAAACACGGUCCUGCUGGGUACCCCUCUAACAUGGUGUAUCAGAACGGCAGCAUCGGCUCCAACGAAAGCAUGGACGUGAACUGCUACCCGCCACCGCCGCAGACUGACUCCAUUGUGCCACCGCCUCCUUCGUUCCCAGAUGACAGCCUGCCUCCACCCCCGGUGGAAUUUAGCUAUCCUGUAGACAACCAAAGAGGUUCUGGUUCUGGAGGGACCAAAAGAUCCAGCCUGGUUAGCCCGAGCCACCCGCCACCGGCUCCUCCGAUCGGAUCCCCCGCCGGGGCCAGGCCGGGCUUUGCUCCCCCUCCAGCACCGCCUCCGCCACCGCCACUGAUGGGAAGCACCCCUCCUCCGCCACCCCCCGCGGGCUUCCCGUCCCCAGGGACCCCACCUCCCCCCUCUCCCCUGGCCCCCCGCCUCUGUCUUCCAGUGGCCUCGAUGGGCCCCCGGCGCCGCCUCCACCCUCAGACACCUCCGCCUCCAAGCCCAAGUCAUCCUUGCCCGCGGUUAGCGAUGCCAGGAGCGAUUUGCUCUCAGCGAUUCGUCAAGGCUUCCAGCUCCGCAAGGUGGAGGAGCAGCGGGAGCAGGAGAAGCGGGACGUUGUGGGCAACGACGUGGCAACCAUCCUGUCGCGCCGCAUCGCCGUGGAGUACAGCGACUCUGAGGAUGACUCUUCAGAGUUCGACGAGGACGAGUGGUCGGAUUAACCACGCUCCCAUCCCCUCGGUUCCCUUCCCUCCCGGGUUAACAGCUUCUUAAAAGAACCAGGUGGCCAAACCUUCCACCGUUUCCUUUUCCUCCCGUCACCAAAGAUGUGCCAAGGGUUUUCAGACAACCACCAGCGUGUCUCCCCUCUCCCUCCCCUCCGGCUCUGGCCGGGCGCUGUGCUCUGCCGUUCCGUCAGGUCUCCUCGCGGGCAGCGAGGAUGGCGGCGUUGGGAUUUAGCUGGAGGCAGCGGAACGGUUGCUUAUUUAAGAGAACUAAACCUCCAGAUUCUCGAUGCCACCAGGCAGAGCACAUAAAACCCCUCCAUCCUGAGGGAUUUUUAAAGCAAAGAUGGAUGAUCCUGUUGCGGCCGCGCGGCCUUUCAGAUGAAGGACAUUUUCAGCUAGUUUUCUCAUUGCAACAGCAGACAGUUGAUCUAGUGGCUCUUCCUUUCCAGCGAAUGCUGGUAGUGCUGCAAGAAAAUGGGCUUUAAAUGUCUGUUCCCUGCUGCAUCCCGCUGCCACAUAAUCAGUUUUUGGCAAUAGUGCGCAGCUCUUUCCCUUCUGACCCCCCUCGAUAUUUCCAGACUGCCCCCCCGUGGGGCGCGCUUCUGGCUCCAGGGCUGUGGGCUGCGUCGGGUGCAAUGCGAGGAGGGGCUCGUUCUCGUUUAAAGCCUUUACCUUGCUCAGAAAUCUCCGGGGCUGCUUCUGCCGAGGGAGCCUCGCACAAAGGGAUGGAUGCAAAGCCCCGGCGGAGCGGCUGCUCGGCUUCCUGCUGCAGGGAGAGCAGAGCCACCGCCCCAGCCGGCACGGUCAGCGCUGAGCGGCGGCGGAGCCCGGCGUUGCUGAUGGCUGUGCUUCGUGCUGGGAGCCUGCUUCAAAAAACAAAGCAAAAACCAGAAGUGCCUAGAGCAGGGAGGCGGUGGGGAGGGGGUUCUCCGAGCGCCGGGCCUCUCCUGGCCUGUGCAGGGCUCUGCUGCAGCCAGUUGGAAGCGAUGCUUUCCUUCUGCAGAGAGCGGAGCUGGAGAACAUGCUGGUGUUGCCCCAGCUUCCUCCUCCCUGCCCCCUGAGGGGGGGGGAUUUCUGUGCCUGCAGAUGUCUCGGCUGUGUGAGCUGAGAUGCCCACGGGUUACAUCAGACCUGCCCCGCGUUGUUCCCCGCGUUUUGUUAUUAUAGUUGAUUUAUCAUAGUUAAUUUUUAAGAAGGAGGUUUCUUCUCCUAGCUAACCCUACAGAUUCCUAGGCUGCUCACUACAGGCAGGGGGAGAAAAUGGAGAACUUGAACUAGCUGACCUAGGUGUUACUGCUGUUUUAUAUGACAUAGAAUAUAUGCAUAUCUCGGAAAUGGAGAAGCCAAUAUCCCCGUGCU
Molecule: messenger RNA, 4897 nt
Organism: Numida meleagris (helmeted guineafowl)
Lineage: Eukaryota; Metazoa; Chordata; Aves; Galliformes; Numididae
Gene: WASF2
Product: WAS protein family member 2
Biological process (GO): positive regulation of Arp2/3 complex-mediated actin nucleation; actin cytoskeleton organization
Cellular component (GO): cytoskeleton
Molecular function (GO): actin binding; protein kinase A regulatory subunit binding; Arp2/3 complex binding
Source: RefSeq, a predicted model, not a curated record